AUGAAAAGAAUCUUCUCAGGUAGUAAAUCCCCGAGAUUUGCUGCUCCACCGAAUCCCUUUAAGAAAGAAAAUGAUCCAAGAAGUCCAAAGAGUCCAAAGAGUCCAAAAAGUCCAAAAAGUGCCUCCAGAUCAGCUUCAUUUUCUAACUUCUUCUCCAAUGGAAUUGAUUCCUCUCCAAAAGUUAACCAAUUACAACUGCCUCAAGAAUCCUCUGUAACAGGAGCUUCCCUAUCACCAGAAUUGGUCCCUAUCGUAACCCUCUUAUCUGCUCAAACUCAUAGAAGAUACCAUAAAGGUAUUUUUUUGAUCUUGCACGAUUUGAAAAAUGAUGGAACUCCAGCUGAUAGGAGAUGGAAACAUGUAUAUGGUCUAUUAUUGGGGACCCAAUUAGCACUCUGGGACGCUAAUGAAAUAUCUGCCAACACAUCCAACAACUCUAAAGAGAAAUUGAAAAAAUUAGCUUCCAAACCAAAUUAUAUCAAUUUCACAGAUGCUACUAUAAGACCAUUGGAUCCUAAUGAUGAAAUUAGAACAGAACAUAUGCAAGAUUUAGAUGACGUCUUGGUUAUAUCGACUACUUUGAAGAACAGAUAUUUCUUGAAAUUUAGUGAUACAGAAUCUUAUAACCAAUGGUUUGCAGCUUUAAGAUUAAGUCUAUAUGAAUGUCACGCUUUACAAGAAGCUUAUACAGGUGCUUUCCUUUCAAGUAGAGGUUCAAAGUUAGGUGAUAUACAAGUCAUAUUGGCAGAUAAUAAAUUUAAGUAUGAAGAUUGGGUGAGUGUAAGGUUCGGUACAGGAAUGCCAUGGAAACGUUGUUUUGCAAUAAUCUCACAGAAUGGGUCAAGUAAAAAGCAUCCAUUCGGUCGUAUUGAUUUUUUCGAAAGUAAUAAGAAAAUUAAAAAGACAAACGCAAUGGCAACAGUAAAUGAGGCAAAAUCAUUAUGUGCUGUUUAUCCAUCAUCACCGUUAUUAGUUGAUUCAUCUACUAUUAUUAAGAUAGAAGGUUCUGUUACAAUGCAUAAGAAUGAAGAUCCUCAAGAAACAAGUAUCUUCAUCAUGCCAGAUAAACAUCAAGCUGUCCCUGGCUAUGAUACAAUUAUAAGGUUCUUAAUUCCUGCCAUGAAUGCUUUUAAACUAUAUGGGAGACCUAAAGGAUUAAUAGCAAAUAGAGUUGAUGAAAAUUCCCUUCUAUUCGGGCUACCAACUUUACCAUACACACACUACCUUCGUGUUGAGGAUCUUUUGCCAUUGGCAGAAUCAUCUGAUAGUUCACAUUGGACAGAGUUUGAUUGGAAGAGGGAAAUCAACUCCAUAUUGAAGGAAAAAAUGAGCAACGGGUAUACUGGUUGUGGGGCGACAAAUAGACUUCCAAAUAUUAUGUCCUCUCCAUCCAUUGCGGCAGCUGAACUAUUUGAUGACAAAAACGCAAUUUCUGGUUCACUUUUCCAAAGUGAUGUUACUACUAGAAGAAUGUCAUCAUCAUCUUCCACUUUCAAUAGAGGUAGUAACCUUAAUAAUCCAAGCAACUCGGUAUUAUCAUCUCAAUCCGGAAUUGCAGACGUCAAUGAAGAAACUGGCCUUUCUGAUCCAUUUAAUUUGAAACUCUCUGCUAGCAAUACAGAAUCUGGGUCCGCAGUAUCGAUUACUCAGCCUCAUGAAAAUUCUACUACUAUUGACCCAUUUAAUACGGCAAAGGAACCAAAAUCUUUUUCGAAAUUAUCAACUCCCAUGAAUAUAGAAAUCCCAAACUCCACAUUCAACGCAAUUAAUGCUAACAAAAAAUAUACAUCACCAACACCUCCAAGUUCCAGUGGGAAAGAAUCUAGCGUUCAAAAUUCAGAUCUUGCUGCAUUAUACGAUAAGUACUCAGGAGCACCAUUCGGAGAUUCUGGUUUUCAGGAAUUCGAAGAAGAAGAAGAAGAAGAAGAAGAAGAAGAAGAAGUAGCUAGUGACGAACCGCAAAGAAUUGAUCUUGAAGGACCUAUGUUUGACGUUAAUGAAAGCCCGUAUGAAAAAUAUAUGGGAAACUCCUCCACAAGUAAGACUUUUAAGAUUCCUGACGUUAGAGAUUCCAUUAGCACAAUGAACACCGAACCUGAAGAAAGUGAAGCAUUCACUUCUACAUACCAUGACAUUCAGGAAGAAGAGGAAGAAGGAAAUAAUGAUAACGAGAAAUAUGAUGAUACUAUUGAUAAAUUUGAGACCUUGGCUAGAAGAAUAAGUGAUAUUGAAUUAAAAACUGACCGUUUCGAUAGUACUACCAAUAAAUUUGAUUCUUUAGGAAUCGAAUUGCAAAAUUCGAUACACGAUUCAGCUAACCAUGAUAAUACCAUUGAAGCUGAUGAGGAUGAUACAAAUAUUUUUGAUCCAGAUUUUAUAGAAGAAAAUCAAAUGCUAGAGUCAGAAAGCAGGUAUACCGCCGAUGAUCAAUUCACUGCUGAUUCACCAUCAAUACACGGUAGCACACCUGUGAAACUUGCUAGUAACCAAAAUGGUACACAUAGGAUGCCACAUUCCCCAUCGAAUAGCGAUUUAAGUCAAUUUGCAGGAGCUUAUAGACCACAUCCUAAUAAUACCAAUAUGCAAGCAUCGCAAGGAAAUACUUAUCCUAUAAAUAAUUAUCCACAUGUAGGGAAUGAUAAUAUCAACAAGCGCGUUAUUCCAAAUGGUAACCCACGAAAUGUGCCCGCACAUAUACCUCAACAGACACCAUUGCCGUAUGGAAGAAUGAUGGGAAAACAAACAAUAAAUAAUCAAGCUCACAUACCGAUGAGUUAUCGAUCCGCACCAAAUGGUAUUCCUUCUCCCCAAUACAAUAACAAUCAAUUCAAAAGAGGACAACAGCAGGGCACUAAGAUAUAUCCAAACAUGAAUUCAGGAAUUCAAUCUCGCCAAAGGCCCGCUCCUCAAAAUAAUACAUUCAUGCCAGCUGAUGGUGCUCCAAACAAAAGUAAUCAGGGGUAUUCCCAAUUUAUGGUAUCAUCUAACAUCACAACCAACCCUUAUUCAAGAUAA
Naumovozyma dairenensis CBS 421 is the source of this 3015-nucleotide messenger RNA. It is a transcript of the gene SKG3, whose product is annotated as Skg3p. The record is from RefSeq and is a predicted model, not a curated record. NCBI's taxonomy places the organism in Eukaryota, Fungi, Ascomycota, Saccharomycetes, Saccharomycetales, Saccharomycetaceae. The coding region runs from base 1 to 3015 and encodes 1004 amino acids. The transcript has a single exon.